AUGCAUGGUAACCUUUAUGAGAAACUUUCCAUGAACAAGCUUACCAGUGACCUCUUGAAAGUAUUAGGCACAUUUCUCUUGAUAGAGGAUAAGUUGUUUGAAGAACACUUUCCAAAAGCACUACAUUUUGUUGAUCUGAUAAGACUUUGUCUUCAGCCACCAGAAAGAGGGAUACAAAAUGGUGAACUCAAAACUCUAGUUGCACCAACUAUGAUGGAUUUUCACCAGGCUCUGCAAAAUGGUAAAUUCAAAACUCUAGUUGCACCAACUAUAACGGAACUUCACCAUGCUGGAGUUAAUUUUAGUUUGGGGUCAAGCAAUUAUUUAUUUGACAUAAGAUUCAAAAAUGGGUCUCUGGAAAUUCCAAAAUUAACAAUAGCCGACCAAGAAGGAGCUCUAAUCACAAAUUUGAGGGACUUUGAGGCAUUGAAUGGCGUAACCAACUAUGUGACUCAUUACUUUGUAAUUAUGAGUUGUCUUGUCAGCUCUGCAAAAGAUGUGGAAGUACUUGUGCAGAACGGAAUUAUUGAAAAUUGGCCAUCUUAUGAUGAAGAUGUUUCAACUCUUUUUCAAAACCUUAAAAAAGAGACCAUCAUAAAUUUUGGUAGUUUCUACUACUAUGAUCUUAUUGAAGAUUUAAAGGCCUACUGCAAGUCCCCAUGGCACAAGUGGAAGGCAACUUUGAAACAAAAUUACUUCAACACUCCAUGGGCCUCCAUCUCUGUCAUUGCAGCUGUUGUUCUCCUCAUUCUUACAGUCAUACAAACCGUGUUUUUUUCCAUCAUCAACAAGUAG
Messenger RNA from Pistacia vera, 795 nucleotides. RefSeq names its product putative UPF0481 protein At3g02645. The transcript has a single exon. Lineage: Eukaryota; Viridiplantae; Streptophyta; Magnoliopsida; Sapindales; Anacardiaceae. The record is from RefSeq and is a predicted model, not a curated record. The coding region runs from base 1 to 795 and encodes 264 amino acids.